UCACAAACAAUUGCAUCGAUAAAGGAGAACAGAAAGGAUGCACGUAAAAAUUACUUGAAAAACAAAAACUGAGGAACACAAUAUGAGUUUGGUAGUAGAUUCCUUUUACUGUAUUGACCUCUUUCAUGUGUUUGUUUAAAAAAGCUUUUAAACAAUUCGAUUUUACGUUACAGCGAGGUUCCGUUAAUUAAAUUUCGACAAAACUGCCCCUUUCUAUUCUCACCGAUUCAAUCGUUUUACCAUUCAAUCAUUCAUCGUCAAGUUUAUUUUUAACUGUCCGAUGACAUUAUUGUAUUUUUUUUUAAUUCGGGACCUGUCGACAUUGUAUAGAAAAAAACUUUUUUGUUCUUGACAAGGUACGUAUAAUUUGUUACAGACUGACACGUCACGGUAAGUCAACAUUUCAUUCUUCCCAGUAAACACCGUGCAUCAGUUAUUACAUUGCGUUUAUGUUACAAUUGGAUUACGUUCCGCGGUGUCUUUCGCAAAAAAUUGCGCAAAUCGAACGUCCGUCGAUACCUCGAUACCUCGACCAGUCGAUUUCCUCGCGUAUCGAUGUCCCCACUCCGCGGCCAUGCGCGACCCCCGAUCGGUUUUAUUCUCCCCCGCCCUGCGGGAUGACUCAUUGCCGCGCCGGACGCGACUCUCGCGCUGUCUGGCGGUGGUGCGCGUAGUCGCGAACAGCUGUCGUCCGUGUGGGCCGUGUGUCAAAUCUUGGCAGGGGGUUAGCCGCGAGGAGCCGCCGUCGGGGCCUGCUGCGGUACCCGGGGGGCCUGGUUUGCCGAGCCGUCCAGCGGAAGUUUCUCCCCGCGUUCGGGACGAUUUGCGCGUGAUCCGGUAGGCAACGACGCGACAUCACCAUGGCGUUCGCCGGGCUCAAGAAGCAGAUCAACAAAGCGAAUCAGUACAUGACGGAAAAGAUGGGCGGAGCAGAGGGAACGAAGCUCGACGUCGAUUUCGUGGAUAUGGAGAGGAAAACAGACGUCACGUACGAGCUGGUGGAGGAGCUGCAGAUGAAGACGAAGGAGUUCCUUCAACCGAACCCGACGGCGAGGGCGAAGAUGGCCGCGGUCAAGGGUAUCAGCAAACUCAGCGGCCAGGCAAAGGCGUCCACCUAUCCCCAGCCGGAAGGUGUACUUGGCGAUUGCAUGCUCCUUUACGGCAAGAAAAUGGGCGAAGACAGCGUUUUCGCCCAGGCUCUCAUUGAAAUGGGCGAAGCCAUGAAGCAGAUGGCGGACGUCAAGUAUUCGUUGGACGAUAACAUCAAGCAGAACUUCCUCGAGCCGCUGCACCAUCUGCAGACUAAGGAUCUGAAAGAAGUGAUGCACCAUCGGAAGAAACUGCAAGGCCGUAGGCUGGACUUCGAUUGCAAGCGAAGACGCCAGGCGAAAGGUUCUCACGUUUCAGACGAGGAGAUUCGUCAGGCCGAGGAGAAGUUCGCGGAGAGCCUCCAUCUGGCGCAGAUGGGCAUGUUCAAUUUGCUGGAGAACGACAUCGAACAAGUGGCACAAUUGGCAACUUUCAGCGAGGCUCUUCUCGAAUAUCAUCAGCAGUGCACUGAGGUUCUCAGGGGGUUGACGGAAACACUCUUGGAAAAGAAAGAAGAGGCCGCAAAUAGACCAAAGUUGGAAUUCGUGCCGAAGACACUGGCGGAUCUGCACGUGGACAGCGGAUUGCCGACGUUGGACCAUAUGAACGGUGGGAACUUCUCUCUUCACGGGGCAAGUCGGGCCGGCUCUCCGAUUCACGGGGACGGGAAGCGCUCGCAGCUCGAGCUAUUUCCGGCCGGAAACCCGCCACAAUCUACCAAUGCUUCACCCUUGCCCUCGCCGAGCAAAUCGCCAGCGAGAACGCCGAUACAGAGAUCGCCGUGCUGCACAGCCCUGUACGACUUCGAGCCCGAGAAUCCCGGCGAACUUGGAUUUAAGGAAAACGACACGAUCACCUUGACCCAGAAGAUCGACGAGAAUUGGUAUGAGGGUAGCCUGGACGGCCGCACCGGUUACUUCCCCGUGACCUACGUGCAGGUCGUAGUGCCAUUACCCUAAGAGGACGCCGCGCAUUUUGAAGCCAAAGACCCUGCGUAUUCGUUCACUAGCAUCUACCAUUACAGGAUUACUCUGCUCUCCAGCUAGCCUAAAACCUAGACGACUUUUCGACGACCUAUCUUAUCUAUCUUAUUGUCACUUACGUUGCGGUUUCAAGCUUACGUCCAAGACACAGUCCCGAGUUUCUCUAGACCUUUCUCCACGCCCUCUAUACGGAGACCUCCUUCCCCAUAGACCCCUCCCACCCCCCCGAGAAUAGACCUGUUAUGCAUAUUAAUGUAUAUAUAUAAUGUUAUAGUGUAUUUUAUUGACGUAAGGACCGCGCGCGCAGAAAUACACAUACACACGAGUAUGCAUAGGUACAUAUAGACGUAUUAGACAUACACACACACACACAGACACACAUAUACAGAUACAAAAAACGCAGACUGUAUUAAUACGUAUAUAAAUACACACACGCAUACACAAACACUCAGACAUCAAAGUACCUACGAUAGCAGUUCACUGUCAAGGGCGGCUCUCUCCUCAUCUACUUUUCUACAUUAUCUUCCGUCUCGUCGAGAUGCUUUCGAGAUACUUUCAAUAAUAUAGUUCGAGUGCACAAAGGAAGAAAAUCGAGCCUAGCGUGAAUCGAUUUAUGGUGGGAGCGCGAAUUUCCCGAUUGUUCCCUUUGGCAUUUAAUUAGUUUCGCCACCGAAAGUGUCGUAUCGUUUCGGUAACGAGCCGAUAAACUCGCGCUCUGUUUGUUCUGUUGCGAACUACUUCGUUCGGAUAAUAUGUAUCGCUUGUGGAUUUCGGACGGGGUGAGAUUGCUCCAGCCGUGUUGUUGACUUCGUCGCUGAGGUAAGUGAAGGCUUUUAGCUGCGGCAUUACUUUAUUGUCGACAUUGACGCCAAACCUGGUUAGAAUUUAGAGGUCUUCUGCUAAUACUUAUAUUAUCAAUAUUAAUAUUAAUAAUAUAAUUAUUAAUAUCAAACAGAGGGCAGUUCGAAUUGCUAAUCUAGAUGUGAGUCAAGUAAUGCCAGGCGUCAAUGAAGUAAUGCCAGUUCAGUCUAGGAAGUCAUUGAGCUGCCAAUAUAAAGGAGACGACUAUCAAGCGAUUUUGCGAUUCCUCUUUAACUGUUGCAUUUUUAAUUGUUACAUAUGUAUAUGAUUGUUACGUAAGAGUGAAUUUUAACGCGGCUGGAGCAGUCUUAUCUCGCUCCACUAACUCGCCCUCCUUUCGCAAAGGAUUCUUGGCCACUAAGUCGCGUAAGUUACUUCAUGACUCUCAUUUAUCAUGUUAAUUAAUUAAGCGCACGGCUUUCCUCGCGAGAGUUUGAUCAUUCAACCGCGGCGCAUAUUUUGCGUUGGUCCGCGCGGCGCAGCAAACUCGUUACACGUGUAAUGUUCUCGUAUGAUAAUAAUGAUCGCAAUUCGUGUUUCCAUUCCUCAAUCGAAUAACUGUUCUUUUGGCUGCUUACCGUUCGCUCUUCACUUUCCUUUGUCUUUCUUUUUUUUUAUUAAUUGCUAGGCGACACUCUCUAGCUAGACGUUAGGAUUUUUACUUUAAGCGAAAUGGCGGCAAAUCUCUUCCACGACAUCAUUAUCUGUGAUUAUUAUAGAUAAUUGCUGGCACUGAUUGUUUUUGACGGUUCAAUGCGGCUGUCAGAAAACUUUCGGGUCGAUGUUGAUGGUGCAACAAAAAACUUUGAGAAAAUGGAAAAUCGAUUUAUCGGGAACAUUGUUCAAUCAACUGCUCUUUGUAUUCGCACGUAUAUAUUGUUUCAGAUUUAUUUUUAAUUGCAGAAAAAUGCUCGACGGUUUAUUGAAAUAUUUAGCUGUGAUGGUUUCGGAAGAAAUGAAAGAUUAUUUCCGUACCAGAGAGGCACUAGUACUAUUUUCAAAAACUAUGUGAAAUUUUAAAAAAUAAUAUAAUAUUUAAUUUUUCAUAUUAGUAUUAUAUUUUAAAAUUUGGCUUUUUUUCUUGAAUUUUCAACACACUCGAAACUUUUCCGACAUCUUUCGCGACAUCUUUUACAUAAUUCGCCUCGUUUUAAAGAAAAUUUUAAUUAAUUAUUCAGAAUGUAAAUAUAAUUUUUUGUAAAACGGCCAGAAGUAAUAGUUUUAAUUAAUUAUUAACCGUCGACGUAACGGCGCGGGAGUAAAACGAGAAUGAGGAGAUAGCAGACUUCCCGUUUAAUGUUUAUAUAUUAAGUAUGUUUUACGUGAGCGCCCGGCAACAAUUAUACUUUCGCAACGUCCUGACGUCAGAUUUCCUUUCCUCCUUUCUGACUUUGUAUGAGAGUUCAACCGCCAGAACAAUGAAAGUAAUUAAGGAACUUGGUUAUUUGUUGCCACGUGGAUUUUAGGUAAAUCUUCGAGCGAGAUAUCUGCUAAGCAUAAUGUAAUGACACUAGAGUAUAUUACUUACACGUAUACAUAUUGUCGAUAAAGGCGACGGCGAGACUCGACCGCGUUAUCUCUUCAUUAUCAUUGUUCAUAUAUUUUAUUGUCAUUAUUAUAUCACUGUAAUCGCCGCACUGGCAAAAUGUUCUUGAUUACAUAUACAUUGAAUUCCGAAUGAGAUUCUAUUAAAUCGAAGGAUUUCAGACUCGGGACAUUUUCCGAAUUGAGUGCGCCGCUGAUAGGAUAAGAACAGAUACGCAGAGGACAUAGAAUAAUAUGAUUUCGUAGCUUUCAGCUUUUCCAAAUAAUUUGUGCCGUUCGUUAAAUUACUUUCCGAGCAAUAACGUAAGAUUCUCUAAUAAAGUAGAUUAUAGAGCUAAAAGAAUUUUUAACAAAGUUGUAGAAUUUUCGUACGUAGCGUAGAGCGAUGUAAAGGGAGACGGAUGGCUUAAAAAUAGUGAUAAUCUCUUACAUUCCGUUGGAAUUAGAGUACCUACAAUAAUACGAGUAUUAAAGUGACAUAGUUGUAGUAGAAGUGCCAUCAAAUCGGAGAAUGUUCCUUGUCCCGCAGAGCGAUACGCCGAUAACGAAGGCAUGUUCGUUCACGAUUAAGCAUAAUUAAAGUUUACAAUCGCUAUAUCGAUUAAAAUACCACCAAUGUUAUCACUUGCUGCUAUCACCGUCGCCAGUUAAGUCCUUACUUGAGACAGACGACGAGUAAUGAACGGAGAACAAGUCGUGGAACGUGGGAAAAAUGGUCCGCAUGCAAAUUUCAUCUACACUGUAAUCGCUGUGAGAUAAAACGAAAUCCCUUUCGGAACUCGAGGUGUUAUCGAUGUUGUGCAAUAUUAAGAGUUUAACAUCAUCGGUGUUUAGCCGGUGGGGGCCAUCGCUGGAUCAGUGUUUCUCAAAACGUCGCAGAGAUUUGCAUGGGAAUGGAGGGAGGGACGACAAAGUGGGGCGAAAGUGAAUGGCAAUUGUUUCGUGUUGUUGAAUUACUACUUCUGCUAAUUAAUGGGCAUGAAGGGUGUAAUCUGCCAGAAAUUUAUAUUAAUUUUCCUCUUGUGUAAGGGCGACGCUACGUCGAAUCCUACGAUCACUUUCGUUCCAGUAAUCUCGUCUGAUUUUCACUCUCGGUUAUUCGCAUGGUGUAUUUUGCGCGUCGCCGUAUGGUGGAAUUAUUUUCUGGCUUCUUAAAACUUAAAAUUAAAUUUAACUUAAAUAUAAACGCGCGUGCACGGUUUGAAAUUGUCCUCUAGUAGUCGAUGGCCACAGAUUAAUCACCGAACUGCAAGAACUAAUACAUAUAUUGACACAAGAUUACGAUAGUUGAAAUUAAGAAGAUUUAAUUUCAGCCUUUACCUUGCAAACAGUUAAUAUUAACGGUUCACUUUUAAUAAACCUUGCAUUAUAUGUAACAGAAAUCUAAUAUAGAGAAAGUCAAAUGCUCAUUAAACUGAUGCGAGUAACCGAAGAUUGGAAAAAACAACUUCUACCCCUCACAGUUCGAUCGCCAUGUUUUUUGUCUAUAUAAUGAGAGACUGAAGAAGCUUUGUCAAUUAGAAUGAUAGCAAUAAACCGCAGACUAUCCCGAGUAGUGAAUUAAGGGCGGAUGAUGAUUGUUGAAGGUCCGAGGCUAAUACUUUCUAGGUCCCCAAUGAACAACGGAAAUUUAAAAAAAAAUAAAAAUUUCUUAUUCUACACAA
Molecule: messenger RNA, 6142 nt
Organism: Vollenhovia emeryi
Lineage: Eukaryota; Metazoa; Arthropoda; Insecta; Hymenoptera; Formicidae
Gene: EndoA
Product: endophilin-A
Exons: 12
Coding region: 861-2048 (395 amino acids)
Biological process (GO): synaptic vesicle uncoating
Cellular component (GO): presynapse; cytoplasm; glutamatergic synapse
Molecular function (GO): protein binding
Source: RefSeq, a predicted model, not a curated record